UCUUGUCGGACUGCAGCAUCGAGCGGCGAGCAUCUCAAUUGGAACGAGUGUGGAGCUCACACGUUCCCACGCGUUGGCUGGCAUGCAAUCUCAACGAUGGCUGAUGGCCUCGUUUGCUGAGCUCUUCCAGAACUGAGGAGUUUUCCAAUUUCAACGGCCACCUUUCCAGCUCCAUGGGGUUUGACCUCAGCCCUUAAUUAUUAUCCUGGCAGCCGACUGGCGUUCCCGGCUGUUGCUCGCUUGACUUUAUAAGCUACCCAGAGUGCGUCCCGUGCAGCUAUAUCCACUGGAGCUGCUGAAAUAGGCUACUUACAAACACUUAGUGCUCAGCUCUGUCUGCGUCAAGAUGAACGAAACGCACAACAGCAGGACUUCCCUGGUCAAAGGCGCCAAGGACAUUGCCAAGGAAGCCAAGAGGCAAGCCGGCAAGAACUUCAACAAGGCGGUGGACCGCACCUCGGAUGAAUACUCAGCGCAGCGCAGCUACAAUCGAUUCCAUAACGACGGCGAGGAGAACGACUCCAAUUCGUAUGGACAAGUGGACAGGCACUACGACAACGCUGCCGACGACGAAGACGGGGCAUCCAGUGAUGCCACAGAGGGCCACGACGAUGAAGAUGAGAUCUAUGAGGGCGAAUACCAAGGCGUGCCGGCGUACCAGGACGAGAAACAGCGGGCUGGACAGAUGGCUCUGGGCCAACUUGCGGGCGAGGCUCCGAAGAGCUGCAAGGAGUUGGAGAACGAGCGGCAAGCCGACGAGGAAGAGCUGGCGCAGCAGUACGAGCUCAUCAUGCAGGAGUGUGGUCACGGGAGGUUCCAGUGGCAGCUCUUUUUCGUGCUGGGCCUGGCGCUCAUGUCAGACGGCGUGGAGGUGUUCGUUGUGGGAUUCGUCCUACCCAGCGCUGAGACGGACAUGUGCGUGCCCAACUCCGGCGCUGGAUGGCUUGGCAGCAUCGUGUACCUGGGGAUGAUGUUCGGAGCCUUCUUUUGGGGAGGGCUUUCGGACAAGCUGGGCCGCAAACAGUGCCUGCUAAUAUCCUUGUCCACCAACGGCUUCUUCGCCUUCCUCUCGUCCUUCGUGCAGGGCUACAGCACCUUCCUAUUUUGCCGCAUGCUGUCGGGAUUUGGGAUUGGCGGUGCUGUGCCCAUUGUGUUUUCGUACUUUGCCGAGGUGUUGGCCCGGGAGAAGCGCGGUGAGCACCUGAGCUGGCUCUGCAUGUUCUGGAUGAUCGGUGGCAUCUACGCUUCGGCCAUGGCGUGGGCCAUCAUACCGCACUAUGGUUGGAGUUUUAGCAUGGGCUCUGCCUACCAGUUCCACAGCUGGCGAGUAUUUGUGGUGGUGUGUGCACUGCCUUGCGUCUCAGCAGUGGUGGCACUCACCUUCAUGCCUGAGAGCCCCCGCUUCUUCUUACAGAUGGGCAAGCACGACGAGGCCUGGAUGGUCCUCAAGCACAUCCAUGACACGAACAUGCGAGCCCGCGGAGAACCGGAGAGAGUCUUCACGGUCAAUCGGAUAAAGAUCCCCAAACUGCUGGACGAGCUGGUUGAGCUGAAGAGCGAGUCGGGCAACCCGGUUCUCAAGGUUCUCUCCAAAGUUAAGGCCGAGCUUCAAGGGAUCUGGUCCACUUUCAUGAGAUGCUUUGACUACCCGAUAAAAGACAACACCAUGAAACUGGCAGCGGUUUGGUUUACGCUCUCCUUUGGGUACUACGGGUUAUCUGUGUGGUUCCCCGACGUGAUCAAGCACCUGCAAGCCGAUGAGUACGCCUCCCGGGUGAAGAUCCACACCAGCGAACGCAUCGAAGACUUCACCUUCAACUUCACGCUGGAGAACCAGAUACACAGAAAUGGCGUUUUCCUCAACGACAGGUUUAUCAGCAUGAAGUUCAAGGCUGUGUCCUUCGUCAACUCCUCAUUCCUCAACUGCUAUUUUGAGGAUGUCUCCUCAGUGGGCUCCUCCUUCAAAAACUGCACCUUUGUCGACUCCUUCUUUUACAACACGGAUAUCGAUGACUCCAAGCUGACAAACUCGAGGGUGGUCAACAGCUCCUUCCACCACAACAAGACGGGCUGUCAGAUGACCUUCGAUGACGACUACAGCGCGUACUGGGUCUACUUUGUCAACUUCCUGGGAACGUUGGCCGUGCUGCCUGGCAACAUUGUCUCGGCUCUCCUCAUGGACAAAAUAGGCCGCCUUAGCAUGUUGGGGGGUUCCAUGGUACUGUCGGGAAUCAGCUGCUUCUUCCUGUGGUUCGGCACCAGCGAGUCCAUGAUGAUCUUCAUGUUGUGCCUCUACAACGGCCUCAGCAUCUCCGCUUGGAACUCCCUGGAUGUGGUCACGACCGAGCUCUACCCCACCGACAGGAGAGGCACCGGCUUUGGCUUCUGCAACGCCUUGUGCAAGCUGGCCGCCGUGCUGGGAAACCUGAUCUUUGGCUCUCUGGUGGGCAUCACCAAGGCCAUCCCCAUCCUUCUGGCAUCGUGCGUGCUGGUCUCCGGCGGGUUGGUGGGCCUGCGGCUGCCCGACACGCGCGUCAAUGUCCUCAUGUAAACCUUUGGUCAUUUGCUUACCUGGACCUUACACACACACACACACACACACACACACACACACACACACACACACACACACACACACACACACACACACACGCAUUUUUGACCCUGGCAGGCAGCCAUAGUUUUACAUAGACGGGAGCCAUUUUACUCCGAUAGGCCACGAAUAGAGUGGCAAGCCCACAACAGCACUUUUAUGUUCUUAUUUAUUUGUCCAAUGAAAAGCAAGUACCUCCACAUUUAUGUUGUCCCCCCCCCCUCCGCUUCCCCUCAAAUAACUGAAAAUUAUUUUCUCUUUUUUCUGCUACAAGGAAAACUAAACACUAAAUUUGGAGAGACAUUCGUACCAGUCAAGAGUGACAAUGAGUUUAUACAUUAACUUAUUAGGUUUUAGUUGUUAGUUUUUCCUUCAAUGUGAACAAAAAAGAAAUACAUUUUUGUAGAUUUUUUUUUUCAAAAGGAAGGAAAGGACAAACAAAAAUUGGAGAUUCAUGCUUUUCAGUGAACAUUGACAAAUUAUUUAUUUGAUGUAAAAUAUUUUUUAUUAAUCAAUUAAAUUGAAUUCAAUGAUCCAAUUCUGUUCAUUGAAUUCAAUUUUUUUUUCAAUGCAUUUCAAUGACUGUCAACUGCACGCAGAUUUUCGCUAUUUGUGGACCAGCCCGGUCUCGAUCUCCUGCAAAUCGCGGGGAUCCACUGUAUUUUAAUUGCAAAAUUUUGCAUGUUGUUUAAAAAAUGACCACUUUUAUUGCGAAAUCUGCCGUUUGAAUAGCAAAAUGUAGCAUUUUCAUUGCAAGAUUUUAGCUUUUCAUUGCAUAAUCAACCCUUUGCUGCCAAGUUACAGAGCCUCUGGUA
Hippocampus comes (tiger tail seahorse) is the source of this 3408-nucleotide messenger RNA. RefSeq names its product synaptic vesicle glycoprotein 2C-like. The transcript has 13 exons. The record is from RefSeq and is a predicted model, not a curated record. Gene Ontology annotation, molecular function: transmembrane transporter activity. Gene Ontology annotation, biological process: transmembrane transport; chemical synaptic transmission. Gene Ontology annotation, cellular component: synaptic vesicle membrane. The coding region runs from base 347 to 2551 and encodes 734 amino acids. Lineage: Eukaryota; Metazoa; Chordata; Actinopteri; Syngnathiformes; Syngnathidae.